CACACACACGAACAGGAAACAAACACAAUAAAAGGAAGAAGAGACAUAAUUAAAGAAGAAGAAGAGAGGUGGAAGAGAGAAGAAGAGAAGGAGGUGGAGGAGGAGGAGGAGGAGGAGCCACUGGAUAAGAGGAAGAUGAAGGAAGAGGAAGGAAGAAACGAACUAACGGAGGAGGAGAAGAGGAAGAUGGAAGAGGAGAAGAAGAAGAAGAAGGAGGAGGAGGAGAAGAAGAUAAUGGAGAAAAAAGAGAAAAAGGAGGAAACGAAAAAUGGAGGAGAAGGAGGAAAAAAAAUAAUUCGGAGAGACUUUUGGGUCGACGAGAUGGAGGUAUAUUCUCCCUCCAAUAUUAACAUGGAGGAGAUGGAGGAAGAGAUGAGGAGGAGGAAGAGGAGGAUGGAGGAAAGAUGUCGAGAGAUUAUGAAGGAGGAGGAGAGAAAGAGGGAGAUAAACAGCAAAGAAUUCCUUAUAAGUAAAAAGUACAAACUCGUAUGGUGCAACAUCUUCAAAUCGGCUUCUUCAACCUGGAUGUACAACUACCUUCGCAUGGGCGGGAAAUCACCUCACGAACUUCAGAACCUCAAAACUUCCCCCGUGGAGGCCGCCAGACAGCUCUACUCCCGGCCAUCCCCAGAGGAACUCCUAAGCUACCUGGGGAGCGGCGGGGAAGGCGUUGGGGAGGCUGGGGAAGGCGUGGGGACUGGGGAAGGCUACCUGAGUUUCAUCAUUGUGCGAGAACCGUUCCAAAGGUUGCUGUCGGCGUAUCGUGAUAAGAUUGAGCGAGUGAUCCCGUAUUAUAGUUCACUCCGCUGCAAAAUGACCCACGAACACAGAGGAGGGAAAGGAAACACCCUAUUUCAACACCUCCUCCAUUCCCCCUCCUCCCCAACCUGUCACCCCACCUUUCCCCAGUUCGUUGACUACAUACUGGAGGAGGAGGAGAAGGGGGGGGAGCAGAAUGAGCACUGGGCCCCCUACUAUAAAUUCUGCUCCCCUUGCGCGGCCCACUUCGACCUGGUGUUACGAUUUGAAAGCCUGCAGAGGGAUGAGGCUUACUUGUUGAAGAAGGUACAGGGGUUAUCAGAGGUGGUGUCCCCUAAGGUAAUGCACAGCUCCCAUGCAAACUAUACUUCAAUUGUGGCAAGUUACUAUGGGCAACUCUCACCUGGGCAGCUUCUGGGCCUCGUCAAAAUGUACCUGCCCGACUUCUGGCUCUUCGGGUACUCGGAAAGGCCUUAUUUGGACCUGGUGGUGUGAUGGUGGUGGUGAUGAUGGUGGUGAUAGUGGUGAUGGUGGUGAUGGUGUCGGGCUUCUAUUGUAACUUAGGUUUUUGUUAACUUAAAUUUGUUUUCGUCAACUUUUAUAAAUACUUAGACUAAUUUUGACAUACGUUUACUACUACUACUACUACUACUACUACUACUACUUCUACUACUACUAUUCCUACUACUCCUACUACUACUAUUACUACUAACGGCAUACGUAUAAUAAUAAUAAUAAUAAUAA
Molecule: messenger RNA, 1503 nt
Organism: Eriocheir sinensis (Chinese mitten crab)
Lineage: Eukaryota; Metazoa; Arthropoda; Malacostraca; Decapoda; Varunidae
Product: carbohydrate sulfotransferase 11-like
Exons: 4
Coding region: 136-1254 (372 amino acids)
Biological process (GO): carbohydrate biosynthetic process
Cellular component (GO): membrane
Molecular function (GO): sulfotransferase activity
Source: RefSeq, a predicted model, not a curated record